Messenger RNA from Bombus impatiens (common eastern bumble bee), 3776 nucleotides. RefSeq lists its product as uncharacterized. Lineage: Eukaryota; Metazoa; Arthropoda; Insecta; Hymenoptera; Apidae. Bases 786 to 3776 code for a protein of 996 amino acids. The transcript has 10 exons. The record is from RefSeq and is a predicted model, not a curated record.
CUUCCAUAACAUUUCACCUGUCCGAAGUCAACAUGUAAAAUGGACUACCGUAAACACGAAUUUUUUCAAGAUUCUCCGCUUCUUUUCGCAAUCACUUCGAAGACAAAAGAAACAAAGGACAGACCAUCCAUAAAGUACAGACUUGGAGAUUUCAUGAAGCACCCAUUAAGAGAUAAAGAUGCUAUAUUAGUAAAUCGACGUCCCAAUUGUACACUUCGAAUCCAUUACACACGUUUUUUCGGAUUAGGCGGUUGCCGUGCGUUGCGAAAGCCUGUCGUCGGCCGCACUUUGCGUGCACCGCGCCUCCUACGAGGAAUUGCACCCCCGUAAUUGCGAAUGCAACGACGGAAGUGAGUGCACUCGCCGCGGCGUUGUACACUGUCAUUAGAAAUGCCAAUAUGCCGAUCGGCGCACGGAAAAAGUGCACGCUUCCACGAUCAGCAAGGAAAGGGGCGACCAAUUACUCAUCCCGCUAUAAAACAUCCACUUUUCCAUGUCUCCGAUCAGUUUUCACGUCGCGAUUCUACGUCGAAUUUCCCUUUGCCCGAUAACGGUUACGAUCGACAUGUGCAAUACCUAGUGGGAAUACGUUGUCGAUUUUAUCAAGCAACGACAGAUUCUGUGUCAAAUGGAAGGUGCGCCUGUUGCGCAGAAAUGACGUCCAGGUGUCGAUUUUUGUUCUAUGAAUUCGCGUGGACGUUGAAUAACGAUUGAGUAUCAGUGUUGUUAAAUAUAUUUAAUACCUUAUCGUUCGAUAAAUUGUCUCGUAAAGAAGAUCAAUAACGAUGUUUUUCCUGUUGUCGAGAAGAAUACCAGGGUCCUAUACGAUGCUCGCGCUUAUAGCGACAAACCUGGUGAUUUCAAUGGCCGCACCGUUGUCGAAACGUUUGCCAGAAGACGCUUCGAACGACGCGAGAAACGGGUUCUCCGCUGUGCCAAAAAUUCUGGAGAUUCAAUUACCGCUGAAAAUUGCGACCAAGGACGACUUGGUAGCAUGGGCCAGAUACGUUAUGGGUCUAAUGGCGUCUCGAAUAAAUAUCACUCUGACUACUGUGAAAGAGUCACAGUCGAAACCUACUGGAAAUGUCAAAGCGGCAGAGAGCAACAGAGGUUUCGACAACAGCAAAGGUUUCGAGAGCGUAAGAGCGCAGAACAGCGGUAGAAAUUUGGAAUUGCAAAAUUUUGAUAACAUCAAACCUGUCAAUGCUAUCCGACAUUAUGCGAACACAAAGAGCUUCGAGAACACGAGAUACGCCGAGAACUUUGAGAAAACGAAAAUUCCAGCAGCUGUUAGAAUCCUGGAGAACGGUAGACACACGGAAAAUAUAAGAAUUGUAGAGAAUGAUAGACAUCCUGGAAACGUUCGACUUCUGGAAAACGGUAGACAACCUGAAAAUGUUAGAGUUUCAGAGAAUCGUAGACAACCCGAGAACGUCAGAGGCCUUCAAAGAAAUGGAAACCUUCAGUUAUCGAACGAUAAGGUGUACGCUACUGCACAGUUGCCAUCGUUUACGAUCAACGGAGCGACUACGAAGAGUUUAUUUAACAACAAUCGACAACUUCAACCAACAUUUAACAGCUUCGCGAUCACCGAUACCACUGUCCCAAGUCCACUAGAGAUCACAGCGAAUAUAAAUAUUCCAAGAUCGAGAUUCAAAGAGCCAACCAUCAAAGAUGCCUUCGACACGACGAAUUUAUUGAAAUCCGCGGAUCGACAGCUGUUUGUUCCUCAAUUUCCUGACUUUGGACCAGCUAUUGGCAUCGACGUGAGACCUACUGAUGUCGUUCGAAAUACGAACGUAGUUUCGCCUCCUGCGAGGACUUAUCUACCUGUGACCAUGACUAGUGACAACAUCAAGUUCCCAAACGAUCCUUUUGUUACUAGAUAUUUUUUCGACGGAGUCGAGAGGAAUGUUUCCAGUAACCAGGGUAUCACGGAUGAGAUCACGUUCACCACGCGGAGUCCUCUGGUUUUCAACGAUGAAAUACCAUUGAAAGGCGUUGAUUUUCUAUCUCAACAGAGGAACAUAAGUUCCGUAAAACCGCUGUUCAAAGUUCCUUUCGAAGCGGUGAUUACGUUUACCCACGAAGAACCUGUACAAACGACCACGUUGAAGAACGAGGGUGGCAAAUACUUCACGAUACCAACUAGAGAUCCUCUUGAUCAAUUCCCACCGUAUUUUGAUACCAAUUACACCGUGACCAACGAAUCUGGACAAAUCAACGUUGUAUUCGAUGAUAGCAUUCAAGUAAACGAAACAACGAACAAUUCUAAAAAGGAGGAACGGAAGAAGCAAGAGAAGAAGAAGGACGGCGCGAAGAAGGACAAGUCGAAGAAACAAAAAUCUGAAGGAAAGCGUCAAUCAUCACCGAUUAAUCAGUUCUUGAAGACGAUAGUCGCGAUCAGAAGAAAUAAUACUCCGUCGACGAAUCUUACGCCGCCUCCGUUGAAUCAACAGACGUCAUCGACUACGCAGAGGGUUCCAGUGCGUCAAAGGGUUCCACAGUCACAGAGAACUCAACUUUAUUCUACUCAGAAGCCACCGUCUGCGCUCAAACAGAAAGGAAGACGUAAUCAGACGUCUUUGGCGCAACAAGUUGAGGACGAUGACGACGACAAUGGAAGCAAAGAGGAUAAUGGCAGCAACGAGGACGAUGAUGACAAAGAGGACGAUGAUGGGAAAGAAGGUAACAAAAGUAAAGAAAACAGCGGCGAAGAUAACGAUGGCAUCGAAUCCGAUGAAGAAAAUGAUAACAAGAAUGGCUCUGAAGAGAGUUCUAACCAAAGCGAGUCAGAUGAAGACUAUGACGACGACGAUGAAGGUGGUCCCAUACAAACUAUCAUUGACUUACUUAUGCUUGUCGCACCAGCCUUGGAAGAUCUUAGCGACCCUGACUCCGACGCUGAUAUUGCCGAUUUACUCGAAGUAGGAAUUCCAAUACUUCAAGACCUGUCGGACGGAGAUGGCGAAGCAGGAGGAAGCGAUAUCCCAGCACUGUUGCUUCCAAUAUUGUUGCAACUUAGUAGAGGUAAGAAUGGCGAAAGAGAUUCGGCUGCGAUUUUGACACCGCUUCUUCAAUUAGUUGCACCGCUAAUCGGGCCCAUUAUUGGUCCAUUGGCUGUACCAUUGAGUCGUCAAAUCAGUAACGCUCCAGGUCAAGGUGGAUCGAGUUUUGGUGAUCUGAUUAAGGCUUCAUUGGGUCCCUUGCUCGAACCUGUUGGACCUGGAAAGAUGACGGUGCUCUCAAACUUAAUCGCCGGAGUUGUCUCUAGUCUUAGCAAAAAUUCAGGAGCUGGUGGUAAAUCAGAUUUAAUGAGUCUCGUGAAAGCGGUGGUCGCUGGAGCUAUAGCAGGCACCAGUGCAGGUUCCAGUGGUUCCAAAGGUGUCAAGGACACUUAUGGAGCUCCCACUAGCUAUGGUGCUGACCAUGGUCCUCCCCGUCCAUACGGUUAUGUAAGUUUUCCUUUGUCCUUUCAUUUUUUUUUCUUAUUCGCCAGUACAUUACGCUUGUCUCCUCCUAAACCAUCAUCAAACUCACUUGAUCCGCUCGGCUCAUCGAUCAAAGACAUCUUUAACGCGAUAUUAAAAGUGGUUGCUUCGUUAGUGAACGCUAUUACGGCUAUUUUAGGCGCCUCGUCGAACAGCUCGAAUGAACCGGUAUCGGCACCUUACGGUCCACCCCCUAAAUAUGGCACGCCAUCCAGUACAUCGGUUCCUCUUAGCGAGACUAUUAGCAUAACUACUAGUAAACCACAACGAUUAAUAAGACUAUAG